Messenger RNA from Pelodiscus sinensis (Chinese soft-shelled turtle), 3937 nucleotides. NCBI's taxonomy places the organism in Eukaryota, Metazoa, Chordata, Testudines, Trionychidae. The record is from RefSeq and is a predicted model, not a curated record.
AAUCACAUGGUUGGCCUGGCCCUGCUGUGAGGAGAAGGGUGCAGUAUCACAUGAUGAGCCCUGAUUUUACUGCUUGACAUUGGAGGCAAGAUAGAACAAUGUGUGCAGCACUCUCUGAGGAGGUUUCCUAAUGCUGGAGGACACCGUACCAGCCCUCCUGGCUCAGCCCCUGAGACUGUUUCCUGAAGUCCUGGAUUUUCUCCUUCUGGAAGCUCUCCUUCCUUUCUUAAGGAACCAUGGACAUCAUUGGCUUUCUGAAAUCUCAGUUCAUUUGUCAUCUUCUUAUCUGCUACAUAUUUAUAGUGUCAGGACUGAUCAUUAACUUCAUUCAGCUCUUCACACUUGUCCUCUGGCCAAUCAACAAGCAGCUUUUCAGGAAGGUCAAUUGCAGACUGGCUUACUGCAUUUCAAGCCAGAUGGUGAUGUUGCUGGAAUGGUGGUCAGGCACUGAUUGCACCCUCUACACUGACCCAGAAAGUUACCACAAGUAUGGGAAAGAGAAUGCCAUCGUAAUCCUUAAUCACAACUUUGAAAUCGACUUUCUCUGUGGUUGGAACUUUUGUGAAAGAUUUGGGGUUUUAGGGAGUUCCAAAGUACUUGCGAAAAAGGAGCUUUCUUAUGUGCCUAUCAUUGGUUGGAUGUGGUAUUUCCUAGAGAUAGUCUUCUGCAAGCGGAAAUGGGAGGAGGAUCGGAAAACUGUCAUGCAGAGCUUGCUCAAUCUCCGGGAUUAUCCUGAAAAUUUUUGGUUCUUGAUACACUGUGAAGGCACAAGAUUCACGGAACAGAAGCACCAAAUCAGCAUGCAGGUGGCUGAAACAAAAGGCCUGCCUAAGCUCAAGUAUCAUCUGCUACCCCGGACGAAGGGAUUUGCUAUCACCGUGCAGUGUUUGAGAAAUGUAGUUUCAGCAGUGUAUGAUUCUACGCUCAAUUUUAGAAAUAACGAGAAUCCAACUUUGCUGGGAGUUUUAAAUGGAAAGAAAUACCAUGCAGAUUUAUAUGUAAGACGGAUUCCAUUAGAGGAAGUCCCAGAAGAUGAACAGGAAUGUUCUAAGUGGCUUCACAGACUCUAUCAGGAAAAGGACGCCUUUCAAGAAGACUAUUACAGAACAGGAACCUACCCAGCUACUCCCAUAGUGCCCCCUCGGAGGCCCUGGACUCUUUUGAACUGGCUUUUCUGGGCCUUAUUGCUGCUAUAUCCUUUAUUCCAGCUGCUUAUCAACAUGGUCAGCAGUGGAUCAUCACUGACACUGGCUAGUUUUGCAUUUGUCAUCAUUGUGGAUAAGCUUCCUGAUUCUAGACCACCUGAGUCCGUAAUGUCCGAUCAUAGAUUUACUGCAUUCUGUCAAAGCAGAAAUGUCAGAGCCAGCUUCUGUUGGUGUCCGAUGGAUGAUAGGGGUGACUGAAAUUAACAAGGGCUCUACCUAUGGCAACAAUGACAACAAGCCGAAACACAUGUAGCAUCUUCAGAGACUGCUUCCAUCCAAAGGGAACAAAUGCAACUUCUGAAUACUCUUUACGUGCACAUCAUGCUCCUUCAAGUGAGGGGGAGGGGAUGUGGAAGGGUGGGGUGAGCAACUUCCAUUGCUUAUCUGAAUUUGUGCUCCCAAUUUGUUCCUUGGGGCUGGGGCUAAAUUUCAGACUUGCUGAAAGAUGUUCUCCUGAGACUCACCUCUUCAAAACAGGUUUGCCUUUAUUAGUUUACUUAUGAAGUGUCUUCCAUUUGGAAGAAAGAAUCUAGUGUGAUAUAAAUAGUCCACAUGGGAAAUAACAUUUGGCUUGGGGGGAACAUCCUUUUCUCAACAUGCUAGGAGGGAUGGGGCACUCUGUGGAGCCUAAAUGGAAUGCAAAAAUUUAAAUGGAUAUUUUGUAUGUGCUAAUCAUGUUAUCAAUUUAAUGCCCAUAAUAUCUGUUGUUUCAAUGUACUGUGCUCAGUUAGAGACAUAUCAAACUGAACCAAGCCCCCCUGCAGAAAAUAGGUUUCAGUAGAACUAUUCCCAUUUAGGUCUUAAUUUAUACAUUGAAAGCCUCUGUUAACUGGAAUGGGACUAUGCCUCCUGCUCAGACUGCAAGCUCAGAAUUUUUGUGAUGUAACUGGUAGCAGAAUUUGGUCCAGUGGGUAUUAACACAGCUGUGGUGUUUAGAAAUGACAUGUACCUUUCCCACCUUGGUUCCUUAAAAUGACUUAACCAUUUGGUAUUAGCAUUGGUGGGCUGGUGUUUGCACUGGCUAGACUGAACACAGUUCACAUUUUGGGAAAAGAUUUUUUUUUUUUUAGCCUACACAAUACUUGUACGUAUGGGCCUUCCUGCAGUGGUAGGAAAGAGAAGCAGCUCUGACCUUCAACAAAAAUCAAAGUUAGGAAUCAUUUGCUUUUGUCUCUGCUGAGAAGUAACUACACUUAGCCCCAGAGGCUGCAGCUUAAGGUAACUUGAAGCUCUAUUUCCUUGGCGGUUAAUUUUUUUUUUCUGGACAUGCCUUGAGUUUGAGUCCUACAGAGUUGAUCUGGAUUCCAGUGAAAGAAGUCCAUGGUCUGUAGUGAUUCCAGGCUCUUGCCCUUGGGAAAACUAGACUUGGUGUUUUAUAGCCUAGCUCUGCUUCCUUGGUGCUAGCCUGGUUUUUAGAUGUUAAUAAUCUGUGAAGUUCCUCCAUGAAAAAGCUUUUUUGCAACCAAUCUGAAUGGCACUAUCCUUUUUAUAGAUUUAAGCACAGUGCCUGUAUCCAAGGCACAGACCAGUUACAGUGAAAGUACAGUUGAGCCUCUAAUGGGAAUGUGGUCUAACCCCUUCAACAGUGAGAUAGUUAAACAGGUAUAACAAUGCAAAGAAGUCUAUGAAAUAGGUAUUUGCUGUAUUCAAAAUGUUACUUUGAAAAGAGAAGUGAUUACUAAUGUUACUAAGUAACAAAGGUAUGGGUAGUGCUCUUAGUAUGGAGCAGCUGCAACAAAGGGGUUUGAGUGACUACCACCCAUUAGUUCAGAUUCUUUCCUUUAAGCCUGUGCAUUUUUCAGAGCCAGAUUGAUUUUGCUCACUUGACUGGCAUAUGUAAUUGGCAACACUUGAGGAUUUCAUGCCCUUAAAUGGCUUUUACACUGCUAAUGAUAAGGGAAAGGGUCUGCUAAGAGAUUCUGGAAGGAGCGCAAGCAUAGGCCCUAUCUAGUGAAAUGAAGGGAAAUUGUAGCUGUAUGAAGAACACAUGGCUAGAGGUUUCCUUUGAUACACAGAGCCUGGAGUAAAAUGCUUUGCUGCUGAAGACUGCAGGCACAUUUCUUAUCCUCCUGUGGCAAACUGCUAGCUGGCACGUUCCACCCAGUGCUGUGCAGAAACCAUAGCUUGAUGGUUAAAGGGACUGCUUGCUAAAGCUGUACUUGGCCCAUGUCAUUCUGAAAGCAGAGGCAGGAAGGGAAAACUAGUGUGCAACAGAUGAAAGUACAAUUUGGUCAGAGAGGUUGGGUUGUCUUUGCUGAACAGCAAACCUGUAUUAGUUCAGAGGUGCACACCCUAUAUUGUCUCCCAGGGUCAUUAUUUUAAUGUGCAUGAUUGUGGAGUGUGUUAGUACAUAUCAAUUCUUACAAUAGAUUAGGCUAGUGCACUUGUCGCUUUCAUUUCAUGUAUGCCCAUAAGUCCCACUGGAUUAAAUGGGAAUUUUGGAUGCACAAGGAAUGUAGGAUUGGACCUUCCAGAGCCUCACAUAAAUUGAAAUGAUUAUUCUGCCCUUGCUGCUAAAAUCAGAAUUGUACCUCUUGUGGCUAUGCUGGAAUACCUGUACAAAGGUACUUGCCAAAAUAAAAAGUCUGGUUUAUUGUACUAAAAAAUUGUCUUGUUAGACAUCAGUAUUUACUCCCUCCCUCCCUGAACUGUAUGCCUUAAAACUAGUCAAGUUUGUUUAUGCCCAAAAAAUAAAGUUUAGAGACUAGAAAUAGUCUUUGCAAUGCAGGGAA